Vombatus ursinus (common wombat) is the source of this 1843-nucleotide messenger RNA. RefSeq names its product WD repeat domain 89 (gene WDR89). Gene Ontology annotation, molecular function: protein binding. The record is from RefSeq and is a predicted model, not a curated record. The coding region runs from base 388 to 1557 and encodes 389 amino acids. The transcript has 3 exons. NCBI's taxonomy places the organism in Eukaryota, Metazoa, Chordata, Mammalia, Diprotodontia, Vombatidae.
UCCGUUCGGCCGCUUCUCUCCGAGGGGAUUUGAACACGCUGCGAGGGCGCGCGGGAAGGCUGGACUGCGGACGCGCAGAGGCGUCUGGGAGCGGCCUUUGAUCUCUGGGACCCGGGGAAAUAAGACGGCAGCGUGCGCGCUUGGGUAAAGGGCAUACCCCCGGCGCCCUGCGGGGAGGAAACUCCACUUCCGUGAGGAAGCUGAGGUCAUAGAAAGGAAGUGCAUCGAAUGCCGUGAGAUCCGACCACGACUUUCUUGCAACUUGACCCUGGAGCGAGUCCCGACCUUGUUGGCCACCCAGAGAAAUUUCUACAAUUCCUCCCCUUGAGAAGCUUAUGGGGUGAUAAGAUACACAGAUUUUAACUGCCUUUGAAUGCUACUAUAGGUAUGGAGAAGAUUGAAGAAUAUUUUGCAGAUUUGUCCAUCGCUAAACGUUCUGCAGUGACUAAAGAGCCCACUUACCUUCUCGACAUAGACACUUCAAAAAAUGUACAAGAAGAAAAUGGAUGCAUAGUUGCUGUUUCAUGUUCCAAUGGAUCAGUUAGACUAUAUAAUAGAGAGACCCUAAGUUUGUUAAGGGAGCUUAAUGGACAGCCUGGACUGCUUAAAGGAGUCAAAUUUGCACAUUCCUAUUCCCAUGUAUUUUCAGCAUGCACAGAUGGCACUGUAAAAUGUUGGGAUAUGCGCUUAUCUGGCAAAACACCAGUACAGGUGUUUAAGGGUUAUCCUUCCAAUGUUUUCAUCAGUUUCGAUAUUAAUUGUAAUGAUCAUGUAAUUUGUGCUGGCACUGAAAAAGUUGGUGAUGAUACUUUGAUGGUAUUCUGGGAUGCAAGAAUUAGCUCUCAAAGUACACGCCCUGUAAAAGACCCAUUAGGUGUUUAUUCAGAGACACACAGUGAUGAUAUAACCCAGGUAUGUUUUCAUCCUGACAACCCUAACAUGAUAGUCUCAGGAUCAACUGAUGGACUUGUGAAUGUUUUUGAUGUAAGCGUUGACAAUGAGGAAGAUGCCCUGAUUGCAACUUGUAACUCUGGUUCAUCAGUAAGUUAUGUUGGUUGGUCUGGGAAGGAAUACAAACAGAUUUACUGUAUGACACAUGAUGAAGGAUUUUGUUGGUGGGAUCUUACCAAUUUAGAUACUGAUCAACCAGUUACAUGUUUGAAUAUCCAGGAUGUCAGAGAAGUAAUUAAUGUGCGUAAUGGAAGUCUGGAUUAUUUGGUUGGUGGCUUAUACCAUGAAAAAACAGACCAAUUGUUGGUUGUUGGAGGUACAAAUACAGGAACUAUUCACCUAUUAAACUGUGACUCUUCAGGAUUGACGUACAUGAGAAGCCUUGAGGGAGGGCAUUCUGCCACAGUUCGUUCCUUCUGUUGGAGUGUGCAGGAUGAUUCUUUACUAACUGGUGGAGAGGAUGCACAACUGUUACUUUGGAAACCUGGAGCUACUGAAAGGACUCUUGCAAAGAAGGAUAACAUGAAAAUAGCUUCCUCUGUGCAGAAACGUGUUAGAGUUCACAGUAAUGAUUCUUACAAAAGUAGGAAAAAGCAUAGUUGUUAAAAUUGUUUGAUCUUGCUUGGUCUUGUUUCAAUUAUUUUUGCAUAUACUAUUUCUACUAUAUAUUAUAGCCUUUAUGCAGAAAUGGACUGAUUUGUAAAUAAGCUUUUUGAAGGACAGAGAGAACUUUGAUUUAGAUAGAGCUUGAAAUGUCAUAAAACAAAACAGUUCUGAAUUCAAAAGAACAGUCUGAAUAUCAUUAAUUUUUAAAAACUAAUCAUUGUUAAAUUAAAAGAUGAUAUAUUUUUAAAUUAAAUUAAUUUUAAAGCAAGCCUAUUCUUGAGUUAAG